This is a messenger RNA of Sesamum indicum (sesame), 1502 nucleotides long. RefSeq names its product CBS domain-containing protein CBSX5. Gene Ontology annotation, cellular component: cytoplasm; nucleus. Lineage: Eukaryota; Viridiplantae; Streptophyta; Magnoliopsida; Lamiales; Pedaliaceae. The record is from RefSeq and is a predicted model, not a curated record.
UCUUAUCUGAUCACUAUCUCGCUUUCUGUUUUCCUUCUCUCGAAAAACUUUGCUUCAUUUCUCCGCCGAGAAAUUCUCGAUUCCCUUUGAGUUUUCUCUCUGUUUUUUGCAUGGCAGUUCGCUUGUUGGCGUAUGAGGUGGCUGAUCUCUGCCUAGGCAAGCCGCCGCUGCCCUCGCUGUCCUCCUCCGCCACCGUUGCCGACGCCAUUGCCGCCCUCAAGGCCUCCCCCGAGGAUUUUAUCAGCGUUUGGAGUUGCGACCACUCGUCGAGGAGAAAUCUGGACUGCGUGUGCGUGGGGAAGAUCUGCAUGGUGGAUGUGAUUUGCUAUCUUUGCAGAGAGGAGAAUUUGUCUGCGCCGGGUUUGGCUUUGAAGUCUCCGGUGUCUGUUUUGCUGCCGAGUGUCAAGGGCUUGGUGAGGCACCUUGAACCCUCUUCGAGCUUACUAGAAGCCAUAGAUCUUACCCUCCAAGGUGCCCAAAACCUUGUUGUCCCUAUAAAGAGCAGCACCACCAGCAUUUCAAAGAGAAGGCAACUUCAGAAAUCCUCGGCUUCCAUUAGCCCGACCAUUCACAACGGCCAAGAGUUCUGCUGGCUAACACAAGAAGAUAUAAUCAGGUUCCUUCUCAGCUCAAUCAGCCUAUUCUCUCCCAUUCCGAUGCUCUCAGUCGACGCCCUCGGCACCAUAAGCAAUGAUUUCCUGUCUGUAGAGUACUAUCGCCCGGCCUCUUCAGCAAUUGGGGCCAUUUCACGCUCCCUUGUGGAUCAAACUUCGGUUGCAGUGGUUGACAAUGAAGGUACACUGAUAGGCGAGAUUUCCCCCUUCACUCUGGCCUGCUGCGAUGAGACGGCCGCAGCUGCCAUCACAACUCUGUCGGCCGGGGAUCUCAUGGCCUACACUGACAGUUGUGGGCCUCCGGAGGAACUGAUUAGAGUCGUGGAGGCUAGGCUGAAGGAGAGAAAUUUAGACGGAAUGCUGAAGGAAUUCAUGAUCAGCCCAUUCAGUGUGGACCCGUCCAAUUCCUCCUCCUCUGAUGAGGAAUUGCCACUUCCCACCAAGGCAUUGUCUAGGCCUGACCGGUAUAGCCGGUCGAGCAGCCAGUCAGCCCGGAGGAGGAGGAGGACCGAGGCAAUUGUGUGCCAUCCAGGGAGUUCUUUGGUGGCGGUCAUGAUCCAGGCAAUAACGCACCGUGUGAAUUACAUUUGGGUGAUUGAAGAUGACUGCAGUAUAGUUGGGAUUGUAACUUUUGCCAAGAUGUUGGAAGUUUUUCGCAAACAUUUGGCGUCUAUGAUCUGAUCAACUCUGAGGAGAGAGAUCAGUAUUCUUGGUAGAGUAAGAGUGAUAAAACAAUAGAAAAAGGGAGGAACAUAUUGUGAAUAUGAGCCUGUACUUGGAAGUUUACUGAAGUUCUUGUGAGACUUGAGGUUUCGAUUAUAUUGAACACUGCUUGCUGGUUUGCCUUUCUUUUGACACUAUUUAAUACAAACAGUUGCUUUAGAACUA